GGGCUGAGCCUCCCCACUGAGCGCCCCAUGUCCCCUCCCCGGGGGCGGCUGGGUCUCAGGCCGGGACUCCAUGUCCCAGGCGCGCCCUGCGCCGCUCUCCCGCCCCCACCCCUUGGAUGGGGGGAGGGGCCCCUUGUGCCCCAGCUGCGCGGCCCCCCCGGCGGCCUGGCCCCUCCCCCGGGGCUGCAGCCGAGAGACCUUCCCGGCGCCGCCGAGUCAAGGGCGGACACCGCGAUCCAGCCCCGGCGGCGGAGCGCCCGAUGGAGCCCCUCCAGCAGUGGGGUGAAGAGGUGGAGGACGGGGCCAUCUACAGCGUCACCCUGCAGCGGGUGAGGGCGGAGCCUGCGGCCCACGGGGGACCCUGCCCGCUGGCCGGAGCCAGCCCCCCCUGCCCCUUCGUGCAGUACCGCACCUGCAAGCUGCGCCGGCUGCGCGCCGGGACCCUGCCCCAGCUGGUGAGAGGCCUGGUCUCGGCCAGUGCAGAGAGCGACCCUGGCUACCUCCCCAGCUUCCUGGCCACCUACCGCGCCUUCGCCACCCCCGGCCGCGUGCUGGAGCUGCUGCUGCCGCUGGGCCCCGACAGCGCUGUGCUGCAGGUGCUGGAGCUCUGGCUGCGUGAUCACCCUGAGGAUUUCCGGGAGCCCCCCCAGCACCCCAGCCUGCGCCAGCUCCAUGGCUACCUGCGCCAGGCGGUCCCGGGCUCAGAGGGGUGUGCGCGGGCCGAAGGGCUACUGCAGAGCUUCCAGGAGGAGCCGGGAGAUGAACAGGCGGAGCCUGAGAGCUGUGAAUCCCCUGGGGAUGGUCCGCUGGUGUUGGGGGGCGAGGGGGGGCCAGAGGGCUGCGGGGAGUCCCCCGAUCUCCUGUCGUUCAGUGUGGAGGAAGUGGCCGAGCAGCUGACGCUAAUGGACAUAGAGCUGUUCAUGCAGGUGCGGCCCUUCCACUGCCUGGGCUGCGUGUGGUCGCAGCGGGACCGCGAGGGGGCAGCGCCCAGCGUCCGCGCCACCGUGGCCCAGUUCAACGCCGUCACCAGCUGCGUCGUCGCCUCGGUGCUGGGUGACGUGCAGCUCCGUGCGCCGCAGAGAGCCCGGCUGCUGGAGAAGUGGGUGGCCAUCGCCCAGCACUGCUGCGUUCUGCGUAACUUCUCCUCCCUGCGAGCCGUGAUCUCCGCCCUGCAGUCCAGCCCCGUGCACCGGCUCAAGAGGACCUGGGCUGCCGUCAGCCGGGACACCAUGGGCAUCUUCCGGAAGCUCUCGCAGAUCUUCUCCGAUGACAAGAAUCACCUGAGCUGCCGGGAAAUCCUGCUGCAGGGAGAUGCUGCCCAGGGCGUCCCCGAGGGAGCCCCCAGCCCCCGCGUCGCCCGCAAAGCGACUCAGAAACUGAAUCCCCCAGAGAAGCCAGUGGCGCCCCCCCCGGGCACUGUCCCGUACCUUGGCACCUUCCUGACGGAUCUGGUGAUGCUGGACACGGCGCUGCCGGAUUUCCUGGAGGGUGGGCUCAUCAACUUUGAAAAGAGGCGGAAGGAGGCCGAGAUCCUGCUGCGGAUCCAGCAGCUGCAGGCGUCGUGCCGGGGCUACGCCCUGCGCCCCAACCCCCCCGUGCUGGCCGCCUUCCAGCGCCACGGCCGGCUCGCCGAGGAGCAGAGCUACCGGGUCUCGUGGCUCAUUGAGCCCCCAGCCGACUCCUGCCCCAACUCACCCCGCGUCAAACGCAGCCUCAGCAAACGCUUCAGCUCGCUCCUGCUGGGGGCCGAGGCCCUGCCCCCCCGUCUGCCCUCCGCCAAGGGCAGCAUCUCGCCCGCGGGCACCGGCAGCAGCUGCGAAGCCGAUGAGGGGCCCAGUGCCCCCUGCUCCCCGGAGAUGGGGGGGCCCCUUGGCAAGAGCCUGCUGGAGCUGCCGGUGAGCACCUGCCCCCCCGAGGAGCCGCCCUCCCCCCUCGCCCGCCGCCCCGGCUCGCCCCUGUACAACCAGCAGGGGGCGGACUCGUGCAUCGUGCGGGUCAGCAUGGACAAUGCCCACGGCAACCUCUACAGGAGCAUCCUGCUGACCAGCCAGGACAAGACCCCGGCCGUGGUGCUGCGCGGCCUCCAGAAACACGGCCUGGACGGGACCCCGCCCGGAGCCUUCCAGCUCCUGCAGCUGCUGGGGGGCGGCAGAGAGCUGCUGAUCCCUGACGGGGCCAACGCCUUCUACGCCAUGAAUCCAGCCGCCAACUUCGACUUCGUCCUGCGCCGGAAGGGCCCCCCCAGCCCCCGCCUCCCCCGACCCACCACUGCCCACAAAACCCCCCCUCCCCUCCCCCCCAGCCCAGCCCUAACCACGGAGCCCCCACUCCCCUCCCCCCAAGGGCCCUUUUCGCCCCUAGCACCCUGCAGGCCGGGCACCCCCCCACGCUCCCCCCUCUCCUCCCUCCCAGCCCCUAGCACCUCCCCCCGGCAGCCUCCCCCGGCCUCUCCCCCCUGA
This is a messenger RNA of Mauremys mutica (yellowpond turtle), 2459 nucleotides long. It is a transcript of the gene RGL3, whose product is annotated as ral guanine nucleotide dissociation stimulator like 3. Gene Ontology annotation, cellular component: plasma membrane. The record is from RefSeq and is a predicted model, not a curated record. The transcript has 17 exons. Gene Ontology annotation, molecular function: guanyl-nucleotide exchange factor activity. Gene Ontology annotation, biological process: positive regulation of GTPase activity; Ras protein signal transduction. Bases 117 to 2459 code for a protein of 780 amino acids. Lineage: Eukaryota; Metazoa; Chordata; Testudines; Geoemydidae.